This is a messenger RNA of Mytilus trossulus (common blue mussel), 3448 nucleotides long. RefSeq lists its product as uncharacterized. Gene Ontology annotation, cellular component: ciliary inversin compartment. Lineage: Eukaryota; Metazoa; Mollusca; Bivalvia; Mytilida; Mytilidae. Bases 153 to 3206 code for a protein of 1017 amino acids. The transcript has 3 exons. The record is from RefSeq and is a predicted model, not a curated record. Gene Ontology annotation, biological process: protein localization to ciliary inversin compartment. Gene Ontology annotation, molecular function: protein binding.
UCUUAGGGUGCAUAUGUUUAUGGUAUUACAAUAAUUUUCAAAAGAUGUAAGAUACAGUGUACUUCAGAAGCUAGUGAUUACUAAAGACAUGCCAGGUCUUAUGAUUUUCCGAAGAAGAACCUGCGAAUUGAAAAUUUUACUGUAGCAAAGACAUGGGCACAACAAAUUCGACUUUAUCCUCAGACUUCAGUGUGAACAUAAGUAACAUUAUAAGAUUAUUCAUAGUCACACAGAUUGAGCUUCCAAACAUACUCCGGGAAUUGCUUUUUGUGAAAGUGCCACCCACGUCUCUAGAAGGCCUGAUUCAUAAGAAUGUUUACCUAUCCUCACUGAGAGCCUUUGAAUUAGGUGUCAUAGCAACUGUCCGAACAAAACAAUAUGCUGAUUUUGAUGUUGCUCUGAUGUACAAGAUAAUAAGAAAUUUGGAGUUAGUAAAAGAGCCAACACAAGGCUGGGAUAAAAAUCCACCAACUCCGACAGAAACUACAAUUGGAGAUGAUGUUGAACGUAUCAGGCGUAGCCGGAAUGAUUUUGCACAUAAUGUGAAUUCAAAUAUAUCAGACAUAGAACUAAAUAAUAGGUUCUCAUUGUUCAUAGACAUUGCAAGUAGACUUGAGGUAUACAUGAAUAAACAUAAUAGAGAAUAUGUGUCAAAAAUCGAAAAAGUUAAAGUUUGCUGCAUAGACCCGGAAACAGAACAAAUGUACCUUCGACAAUUGGAAAUUUUGAUUGAAAGAGAAACAAUAAUGCAAUCAAAUAUGUCUGCGGUUAGUAAUAGUGUUGAUGAGCUGCGUCACCAAAGUAACAUUAAUGAACUGGGUUUAUCUGGUUUGAAAACAAAACUUAGUACUUUGCAAACUGAACAGGAAGAAGCCAUUCCUAAGAAUGUAAGAGAUCAAUUGAACAAAAAUACAGAAGAGUGGAAAAUUAAGGACAUCAAAUUUGUACCUACAAGAGCAAGCGAGUAUGUAUCAGAUCAGCUGAAUAAAAAGAGCUGCGUUACAUUGACCGGAAGUCCAGGCAUGGGGAAAACAUUCCUAGCUCGACACAUCGCCCUUGAUUUCCAAUUAGAAGGUUAUAUGAUUGUUCCAGUUCUCACACCAACAGAUAUAAGGGACUAUUAUUUACCCGGAAAACAAACUAUUUUUGUUGUCGAUGAUGUUUGUGGUAAAUUUAUUGCAAACCAAUCACAGCUUGAGAUUUGGCAACAAAUGUUACCGAAAAUUGAACAAAUUCUUGCAGAUGACUCUUGCAAAAUUAUUGCAACUUGUAGAUUACAAGUUUAUAGGGAUGAUAAAAUAAAUUUAUUGGAGCCUUUUAAGAUAUGUGAAUGCAAUCUUAACUCAAAAGAAAUGUGUCUUACACAAUCAGAGAAAAUAAAAAUUAAAGAAAAGUACUUUGGUAACAGAAACUUAGACGACAUUGCACAAGCAAGUGAUUUUUUCCCCCUGUUAUGUUCCCUACAAUGGCUUCCUGAAGAAGAGGGAAUUGAUGUAAGCAACUUGUUCAAAAGUCCGUUCGAAUUUUAUAAGAAGGAAUUGGACAAUCUUUAUAGGUGUGGUGAUGACGGCAAGAAAAAAAUAUGUAGUCUUGUUUUAUGUGUACUUUUCAAUAAUUUUCUGGAGAUUAAAUGGUUCGACGGACGAGUCACAGAUGAACAGCGACAAGUUUUAGACGAUGUAUUUAUGGCUUGCAGAUUGAAUACAGGUACACCAAAGACUGAACUUAUGGAUGCAUUAGAUACUUUAGAUGGUUCACUAGUUUCUAAAGGAAAUUUAACAUACAGUACCAUCCAUGACAAAAUAUUUGAUUUUUUGGCUCAUUACUUCGGAGGAACAAUGAUUCAGUGUUUGAUAAAUCAUUCGCAUCACAAUCUCAUAAAUGAACGGUUUAAGUGGAAAAAUUCGAAAAACAUUAGUACAAACGAAUUCGCUAUAGCACUAACUGAUGAAAGCUUGAAGUGGUAUUUGGACAGAUUAGUGAAUGACUGGUCACAUGGCAAAGUAUCAACCGUUAUUGCCAACUCAAAUAUGAAUGAUGAAUCGUUUAGAUAUAAAUUCAUAUCUUUCGUUAAGGAACUAAAAAAGACACAGCAAGAGAAACUCGCCAACACACGGGAUACUCUUCAAAAAAAAGAAUGGAGUACUUCAGGAAGCUAUCCGAUAAUAAAUGCAAGUUUUGAAGGUUAUAUUGAUAUUGUUCGUUGGCUGUUAGACAAUGCCGUGGACGUGAAUCAAUGUAGAGAUGAUGGCAAUACUUCUCUCUAUAUGGCUUGUCAUAACGGUCAUAAAGAUAUUGUUUCCCUGUUGUUAAAGAAGAACCAUUUUAUCAACGUGUUCAAUGAAAUAAGAGUUACCCCUCUUUUUAUUGCAUGCGAGAAAGGUUAUACCGAAAUAGUGGAAGCAUUAUUGAAACAUAAUGCCGAUGUCAAUAUUAAUAUGAUAGAUGGUGACAUUAAUUUAUCUCCGCUUUUUCAAGCUACUUCGAAGGGUCAUUAUGACAUCAUGAAAAAGCUCUUAGAGAAAAACGCAGACGUGAAUACUUAUGAUACAUAUGGUUCCACUCCUCUUUUACUCGCAUGUGAAAGAGGGAAUAUGGAAAUGGUUCGUUUAUUGAUAAGUAAUAAAGCAAAUGUAGAAAUGAGAACGUACAUUGGUGCUAGCGCCAUAACCGUCGCUUCAGCAAAUGGAAAUAUUGAAAUCACUCGGUUUCUUUUAGAAUCCAACGCUGACGUCAAUUCAUGUAUUCACAGAAAGGAGUUAAUUUCAUUUAAAGCGAUGAUUCGUCCUUCGAAAACAUUAGAAAACUUAAAGGAGAACAUAUUCAACUUUGUCCUUGAAAAGGGAAAGCCUCGUGUUCAACAGUAUGUACGCUUGAAGUCAAAAGAGUAUGUCUUUGAUAUCAUGGCUGGCUCAUCUCCAUUGCAUAUUGCUUGCUGUUUGGGUCAUUUUGAAAUAGUUGAAUGUCUUUUGCAAUAUAAUGCCUCUGUUAAUCUUACAAAAGCAGAUGGAACAACACCACUGUUUUAUGCAUGCCAACUAGGAUAUGAUAGUAUUGUACGUUUACUAUUAGAUAAAGGAGCAGAUACCAAGUUAUGCAGAGAUGAUGGAAAAUCGCCACACGCAUUGGCAAGAGAAAAUGGUUAUACGUAUAUAGAGAAGAAGUUGCGCAAGCAUUCCAAGUCAAACAAAUCAUUAACACAAUAGCCUUGUUAGUCUGCCAUUGUAAUUGGAAACUGAUGUAUACUUAAGGAAUAACCAGUUGAACAUAUUGAGGCAAUACAUAUGUAAUCAAAUGAUAAUAGGGAAAUUGCAAAUAGUUAUUUGAAGUAAGACAUGUCCAAUCAAAUUAUUUUUUUAUUGUUUGACAUUAUGAAUAUUAAUCAUGAAUUUGAUUAUAGUUUGAUUAUAAUAUGAUUAUAUACCAGAAUUACAAUCAUUUAAUCGUU